Molecule: messenger RNA, 934 nt
Organism: Parastagonospora nodorum SN15
Lineage: Eukaryota; Fungi; Ascomycota; Dothideomycetes; Pleosporales; Phaeosphaeriaceae
Exons: 2
Coding region: 1-681 (226 amino acids)
Biological process (GO): protein folding; protein import into mitochondrial matrix
Cellular component (GO): PAM complex, Tim23 associated import motor
Molecular function (GO): adenyl-nucleotide exchange factor activity; protein homodimerization activity; protein-folding chaperone binding
Source: RefSeq, a predicted model, not a curated record
AUGCUGCAAAGAACAAUGCUCCGCGCCUCAAGGCAACGCAUCGCCGCCUUUGCGCCCCUCAGACAACCACUCGUGACCGCCCGAGUAGCCACCACACCCGCCCUCCGAUGGUAUUCCGACGCCCCGGCAGCCAAGGAAGGCGAGGCAGCUGAGAAGAAGGACGACGCCGCUGCUACACCCGCAAACGACGAGGCUUCAAAAUUGAAGACCGAGAUGGAGAAGAAGGACAAGGAAAUCGUCGAGUUGAAGGACAAAUACCUCCGCUCCGUCGCCGACUUCCGCAACCUGCAAGAGCGCACAAAGCGCGAAACACAAGCCGCAAAGGACUUUGCCAUCCAGCGCUUCGCCCGCGACCUCGUCGAGAGCGUCGACAACCUCGACCGCGCGCUGGGCACCGUGCCCGCGGACAAGCUCAAGCCGGAGGACGGAAACGCCGAUUUGAUCGCGCUGCAUGAUGGCAUCAAGAUGACGGAUAGCAUCCUGAUCAGCACGCUGAAGAAACACGGCCUCGAGCGCUUCGACCCCAGUGAUGCGGGUGAGAAGUUCAACCCGAAUGUGCACGAGGCCGUGUUCCAGGCGCCGCAGCCGGACAAGGAGGAUGGAAUUUGCUUCCACACGCAGCAGAAGGGAUUCCUGCUCAACGGGCGGGUGUUGAAGGCCGGCCAAGGUUGGCGUGGUUAAGAACGCUUAAGAAUACUACACAGUAAAUCUCUCUGCUGUGAUUGCAUCUGUACGAAUAUCUGCGGGGAACCUGGGAAUGGCGGGGCAUGAGCCGGCGUUUUGUUCGAAUUUUUGUGGAUCGUGUAUAUAUAUUCACCCUCUCACGCAUCAUGGAAAAAAGUUGCUGCUGGCUGGAUACUGUAAUAGUAGUCAUGACGAAACGGUACAAGGACGAGCAUGUAGAGCCAGAGAGUAGACGUGCAAUACGAAGCCA